This is a messenger RNA of Dovyalis caffra, 2136 nucleotides long. Lineage: Eukaryota; Viridiplantae; Streptophyta; Magnoliopsida; Malpighiales; Salicaceae. The record is from the annotation of a GenBank genome assembly.
AUGGCAAGACAUGGGUUGGUCAAACAAAUCAUUGCUAGUUCUGGUGGUGGUGGUGGCAUCUUUUUCUAUGACUCAUCGCCAUUUGCAAAACUCUUGGAUUUAUGCGUCAAGUCAAGCUCAGCUACGGAUGCUCGUGGCGUACAUGGACGUAUUAUCCAAACCCCAUUUUGCAAAGAAGUUUUUUUACAGAAUAGGCUCAUUGACGUUUAUGGAAAGUGUGGUUAUUUGGAUUAUUCACGCAAAGUGUUUGAUAGAAUUUCUGAGAGAAAUGUUUUUAGUUAUAAUUCGAUUAUUAGUACUUUAAUGAGGUGGGGUUUUGUUGAUGAGGGUGCACGGAUUUUUUCGUUAAUGCCUGAGAAGGAUCAGUGCUCAUGGAAUUCCAUGGUUGCUGGGUUCGCACAACAUGAUCGGUUUGAAGAAGCUUUGGAUUGUUUUGUUAGGAUGCACAGGGAUGAUUUUGUGCUUAAUGAUUAUUCUUUUGGUAGUGGUCUUAGUGCAUGCGCGAGGUUAAAGGACUUGAAAUUGGGUGCUCAAAUUCAUGGUUUGAUAUCGAAAUCGAAGUACUCAUUGGAUGUUUUUAUGGGGUCUGGUCUUGUUGAUUUUUAUUCGAAAUGUGGGUUGGUGGAUUGUGUUCAAAGGGUUUUUGAUGGGAUGGAGGAGAAGACUGUUGUUUCUUGGAACUGCUUGAUCACGUGUUAUGAACAAAAUGGUCCUGCAAAUGAAGCUCUAAAAGCUUUUGGAAGGAUGAUAGAGAGUGGGUUCAAACCAGAUGAGGUUACACUGGCUAGUGUAGUUAGUGCUUGUGCAACGUUGGCAGCAUUCAAAGAGGGUGUGCAAAUUCAUGCUCAUGUGGUGAAAUCUGAUAAAUUUAGGAAUGAUCUUAUCUUGGGUAAUGCAUUGGUUGAUAUGUAUGCAAAAUGCGGUAGAGUUAAUGAAGCGAGAUUUGUUUUUGAUAGGAUGCCUGUUAGGAAUGCAGUGUCUGAAACCACGAUGGUCAGUGGGUAUGCAAAGGCAGCGAGUGUGAAAGCUGCCAGAUCAAUGUUUGCGACAAUGAAGGUGAAGGAUAUAGUUUCUUGGAACGCACUUAUUGCUGGAUACACACAGAAUGGGGAGAAUGAAGAGGCAUUGGGACUCUUUCGAAUGCUAAAGAGGGAUUCUAUUUGUCCGACCCACUACACCUUUGGGAACCUACUGAAUGCCUGUGCAAAUCUUGCUGAUCUGGAGCUUGGCAGGCAGGCACAUAGUCAUGUUGUGAAGCAUGGAUUUAGGUUCCAGUUUGGUGAAGAGCCUGAUAUUUUUGUUGGAAAUUCUCUCAUAGACAUGUAUAUGAAAUGUGGAUCUGUUGAAGAGGGACUUCGGGUUUUUGAAAACAUGGUGGAAAAGGAUUAUGUCUCGUGGAACGCCAUGAUAGUAGGGUACGCACAAAGUGGCUAUGGAAUGGAGGCCCUUGGGCUAUUUCAGAAAAUGCUGGAGUCUGGAGAGAAACCAGACCAUGUUACAAUGAUUGGUACUCUAUGUGCUUGUAGCCACGCAGGGCUUGUUGAAGAGGGACGACGUUACUUUUUCUCAAUGACAAAGGAACAUGGUUUGCUACCAGUGAAGGACCAUUACACAUGUAUGGUUGAUUUACUAGGCCGAGCUGGUUGCCUUGACGAAGCAAAGAAAUUGAUAGAGUCAAUGCCUAUGCAGCCUGAUGCUGUUGUCUGGAGCUCUUUGCUUAGUGCUUGUAAAGUUCAUCGCAACAUUACUCUAGGGAAGUAUGUGGCAGAGAAGAUUUUUGAAAUUGACCCUACAAGCUCUGGACCUUAUGUUCUUCUUGCAAAUAUGUAUUCUGAGCUUGGCAGAUGGGGUGAUGCUGUAAGUGUAAGAAAACUGAUGAGGCAUCACGGAGUAGUUAAACAACCGGGCUGUAGUUGGAUUGACACACAGAGCAAUUUGCAUGUUUUCAUGGUGAAAGACAAAAGGCAUCCUCGGAAGAAGGAAAUCUAUUCAAUAUUGAACCUUCUUACAAAGCUGAUGAGACAAGCUGGAUAUGUCCCUGAGGCCGGUGAUCAUGAGGCAUAUGAGGAACCAAGCGAAUUAGAAUCAAGCUCUUGUUUUCAUAUGGAAAUGCAAGCAGAGACAGCUGUCAUGUAA